This is a messenger RNA of Megalops cyprinoides (Indo-Pacific tarpon), 2813 nucleotides long. RefSeq names its product minichromosome maintenance complex component 5 (gene mcm5). NCBI's taxonomy places the organism in Eukaryota, Metazoa, Chordata, Actinopteri, Elopiformes, Megalopidae. Gene Ontology annotation, biological process: double-strand break repair via break-induced replication; DNA replication initiation; DNA replication. The coding region runs from base 339 to 2552 and encodes 737 amino acids. Gene Ontology annotation, cellular component: nucleus; MCM complex. The transcript has 16 exons. The record is from RefSeq and is a predicted model, not a curated record. Gene Ontology annotation, molecular function: DNA replication origin binding; single-stranded DNA binding; 3'-5' DNA helicase activity.
GAUGUGUAUGGAGAGGAAAGGAGCAAAGUAGAUCUGUUAUUAUUUUCAACGUAAACUUCGUUGUAAACAAAACUUUUUUCACGGAAACAAACUUUAACGUACAGACCACCGAAUCUAUGCAAAGAUCAAGAGAGUAGAGUAGCUAACUAUUUGCAAUAUCCUUGCAUAACGUUAGCUUUUGUCGGCAGAAAUUGUUAGCACAGCUGGCCAGCUAGCCCUCUGCAAUAUCAUCGACUGAUAUUUCGGAAUCCUCUUUUAAAUAGGCAUAAUUUUAGAAUAAUCGUAACUAUUCUUUGAAAGAAUCAUUUAGAAACCAGGUAAUUAAAAGUCUACACAAAAUGUCCGGUUUCGACGACCCAGGAGUAUAUUACAGUGAUAGCUUCGGUGGUGUAGACGGACCUGGGGACGAUGGAGGGGUGAAGCGGAGUCAGAUAAAGAAACGAUUCCGGGAGUUCCUCAGACAGUUCAGAGUCGGUACUGACCGAACCGGGUUCACGUACAAAUAUCGAGAUGAGCUGAAGAGACACUACACUCUGGGAGAGUACUGGGUGGAGGUUGAGAUGGAGGACCUCGCGAGCUUUGAUGAGGACCUCUCCGACUGCCUGUACAAGCUGCCCACCGAAAAUCUUCCUCUGCUGGAGGAGGCUGCAAAGGAAGUGGCGGAUGAGGUGACGAGGCCCCGCCCCCUGGGGGAGGAGGUUGUGCAGGACGUGCAGGUCCUGCUGAAGAGCGACGCCCACCCAGCCUCCAUCCGAAGCCUCAAGUCGGAGCAGGUGUCCCGCCUGGUGAAGGUGCCCGGCAUCGUCAUCUCGUCCACGGCGGUGCGCGCCAAGGCCACGCGCGUGUGCUUGCAGUGUCGCGGCUGCCGCUCCGUCAUCAGCAACAUCCCCCUGCCCCCCGGCCUGCAGGGCUACGCCCUCCCCCGCAAGUGCAACACCGAGCAGGCGGGGCGGGUGAAGUGCCCUGUGGACCCGUACUUCAUCAUCCCCGACCGCUGUGUCUGCGUCGACUUCCAGACACUCCGUCUUCAGGAGUCCCCGGACGCCGUGCCCCACGGAGAGCUGCCCCGACACCUGCAGCUGUACUGCGACAGGUACCUGUGUGACCGCGUGGUCCCUGGGAACCGAGUGACUGUGAUGGGCAUCUAUUCCAUUAAGAAGGGCGCCCAGACCAAGGCACGCAGCGGCCGGGAGAAGUCAGCAGGAGUGGGCAUACGGUCGUCCUACCUGCGGGUCGUGGGCAUCCAGGUGGACACUGAAGGAGCAGGUCGCGGUGCCUCGGGGGCGGUGUCCCCUCAGGAGGAGGAGGAGCUGAGAGCGCUGGCCGUCUCCCCCUCCAUCUAUCAGUCCCUCGCCCGCUCCCUCGCUCCCUCCAUCUACGGCAGCGACGACCUGAAGAAGGCCAUCGCCUGCCUGCUGUUCGGCGGAUCCAGGAAGAGGCUGCCUGACGGUCUGACCCGCAGAGGGGACAUUAACCUGCUGAUGCUCGGAGACCCUGGAACUGCCAAGUCCCAGCUGCUGAAAUUUGUGGAGAGGUGCUCUCCCAUUGGGGUGUACACCUCAGGGAAGGGCAGCAGCGCGGCCGGCCUCACGGCCUCCGUCCUCCGUGACCCCAACACCCGCGGCUUCGUCAUGGAGGGGGGGGCCAUGGUCCUGGCUGACGGGGGCGUGGUCUGCAUCGACGAGUUCGACAAGAUGCGAGAGGACGAUAGAGUGGCCAUCCAUGAAGCCAUGGAGCAGCAGACCAUCUCUAUCGCCAAGGCUGGCAUCACCACCACCCUGAACUCCCGCUGCUCGGUGCUGGCGGCCGCCAACUCGGUAUUCGGGCGCUGGGACGACACCAAGGGCGAGGACAACAUCGACUUCAUGCCCACCAUCCUGUCCCGUUUCGACAUGAUCUUCAUCAUCAAGGACCAGCACGACCAGCAGAGAGACAUGACCCUGGCUCGUCACGUGAUGAACGUGCACCUGAGCGCUCAGACCCAGACGGAGGGCGUGGAGGGGGAGAUCCCGUUGGCCACCCUGAAGAAGUACAUCGCCUAUGCCAGAGCGAAAUGCGGCCCUCGGCUGUCGGCUGCAGCUGCGGAGAAGCUGAAGAACAGGUACGUGGUGAUGAGGAGCGGAGCAAGGGAGCACGAGAGGGAGAGCGACAAGAGGACCUCCAUCCCCAUCACCGUCAGGCAGCUGGAGGCAGUGGUGAGAAUCGCAGAGUCUCUGGCCAAGAUGAAGCUGCAGCCGGUGGCUGGAGAGGAGGAGGUGGACGAGGCGCUUCGGCUCUUCCAGGUGUCUACGCUGGACGCCGCGCUGUCAGGGAGCCUCUCGGGUGUGGAGGGCUUCACCACGCAGGAGGACCAGGAGAUGAUCUCUCGCAUCGAGAAGCAGCUGAAGAGACGCUUUGCCAUCGGCUCCCAGGUGUCUGAGCACAGCAUUGUGCAGGACUUCACCAAACAGAAAUACCCGGAGCAGGCCAUCUACAAAGUGCUGCACCUGAUGAUGAGGAGGGGAGAGCUGCAGCACCGCAUGCAGAGGAAGGUCCUCUACAGGGUCAAGUGAGCGCACACACACAGACGCACAGGUCCCCUGCAAGAGCACACAUGCAUACUAACGUACACACAUGUACAUGGCUACUGAUGCAGACAACGCACUGCUGUCAGUAGACCAUAUUCAUUGUAUUUGUGCCCUUGGUCCAUGCUGUUUUCUUCAGUCUACUAUUUGUAUUUGAGAGCAAGUGCAUUAUGGGACAGGGGUGCUUUGUUUUCUCUUUUUGUUGGGGGGGGGGGUUCAGUUCGGAUGAUGUAUUGUCUCAGUGGUUAA